Durusdinium trenchii is the source of this 1297-nucleotide messenger RNA. NCBI's taxonomy places the organism in Eukaryota, Dinophyceae, Suessiales, Symbiodiniaceae. The record is from the annotation of a GenBank genome assembly.
CUCGAUUUGAAAGGACUUGAAACCCGACUCAGCCAUGUCUGCCCCGCAACGUGUCGCGCGCUUGCGCCCGCGUUCACGCUCACGGUCUCGAGACGUCAAAGCCUCCCUGGGCAAAGCAGAGCGGAGCCCCGAGGGUCGCCCUGAGGGCCGGCGCCGGCGCCGGGGCGGCCGCGGCCGUGACGGCCGGGAGGGCCGAGAGGGCCGUGAGGGCCGAGAGGGUCGGGAGGGUCGCAGCGGCCGUGCGCGGCUCAAGAGACGGAGUCGAGGCAGACGGCGGCGGCGCCAUGAGCACGGAAGGCGUCAUAGAAGACGAAGGCCCAGCCGCGGUCGCAGACGAGGUCGCAGACGAGGAGGUGCUCGCCAUGGUCGGAGGAGGAGAAGGAAAGCGUCACAGGAAAAACCGGCCUCUGACGGGCCCGAGGAGUCAGAGGCCGAGGAAGGCACAGCAGACGAGUCAGAGGAGGCUGAGAGUGAAGAGGCAUCUGAAGAAGAAAAGGAAGACACACAGAAGGAGGAGGCCCUGAAAGCUGCGCAAGCUGCUUUGGCUGAUGCUGAAGCGGAAAUGCAGGCUGCUCAGACAGAAGUCUCGGAAGCAGAAAUGAAGCUUCUCAGCGCAGAAUCGGAGGCAGAUGAGGCUGUCUCGAAGCAGGUGGUUGAAGCUGGGCAGCAGGCUCGCGUUGACCUAGAUGAGCAGCUUCGUGUAGCGAAAGAGGAUUUCGAGAUUGCCCGGGAAGAAGCCAUGCAGAAAGCGCGAGAUGACCUCCAGGCCGCCCGGGAUGAGAAAAUUGCGGACGCGCACCGGGAGUUUGAAGAAGGUAUGGAGAAGGCAGAAACACGCAUCCAGCAGGAAGUUGCAAAAGCCAUGGAAGAUGAAGAAGCACGGCUGAAAGAGCAGUCUGCUGCCAGUGUGGCGAAGGCCAAGGAGGAGAUUUUCAAGGAGGCAAUCCCAGCGGCUCAAAGAGAAGCAAAGGAGUCUGCUCAGAAGAGGCUUGCUGCGGCUCAGGCCAAGCUGCGAAGCGCCAAGCGGAAAGUGGCAGAGCUGGAGAGCAACGGCGAGGUGAGAGAUGAAGAGGACGAGAAAGAAGAUGCCAAUGAUGACAAAGAGGAGAAAGAGGCUGAGAAGAAGGGUUCCGACUAUUCAGACUACUCAUACUCUGAUGAGGGAGGUGAUGCUGCUUGACCCGCCGCGACCUACGCGGGUCGUGACGUGUCGGCUUGAGGAUGUUGGGCGUCAGUUGGUGCAACUUCCUCUCUCAGAGCUGGAGCAUGAAACCAGCAGGGGGCAGAAACACGCCGC